Dacryopinax primogenitus is the source of this 237-nucleotide messenger RNA. RefSeq lists its product as uncharacterized. The coding region runs from base 1 to 237 and encodes 78 amino acids. The record is from RefSeq and is a predicted model, not a curated record. Lineage: Eukaryota; Fungi; Basidiomycota; Dacrymycetes; Dacrymycetales; Dacrymycetaceae. The transcript has a single exon.
AUGCUCCACAAGUGUUUGUCUGAGUGGGUUCUUCAAUACAAGCAACUGUACUACCAGGGCAGUACAGAUCAUGUCAGCCUAUGCCCAGUCACAGUUCAUUCACUGCUGCACUUAGCAGAUUGCAUGGAAUGGACUGGUCCACUUUGGACAACAUGGGCAUUUCCUAUGGAGCAAGUUUGCAGUCAGCUACAACGUGCAGUGACAGGACAUUUGAAUCCUUACCCUGGAAUUGACUGA